Molecule: messenger RNA, 852 nt
Organism: Solanum verrucosum
Lineage: Eukaryota; Viridiplantae; Streptophyta; Magnoliopsida; Solanales; Solanaceae
Exons: 5
Coding region: 1-852 (283 amino acids)
Source: RefSeq, a predicted model, not a curated record
AUGACUCAUAAUAGAGAUGAUAUUCUACCUAUACUUAAUGUCAAUGAUGGAUCAUCUCAAUCUAUCACUUUAACUGGAGCAGACUAUAAUGACUACCUUCAUCUUCAUCUCAGGAACAAUGAAUUCUUGAUUCUGGUGCUUCUGACCAUAUUUCUGGAUCGGAGUACGGGACAGAUGAUUGGAAAAGGACAUGAGUCACAAGGAUUGUACCUCCUAUCUAUUCCAACACCACAUGUUGCUUUCACUUCCACCGUUUCUUCUGAAUUGCUCCAUAGUCAAUUGAGUCAUCCAAGUCUCUUGAAAUUGCAAAAGAUGGUCCCCAGUUUAUCUAGUUUAUCUUUGUUAGAAUGUACACAAGGCAAUCUUGGUGACUCAUUACCUGCUCCAACAACGUCUUCUUUUUCGGUCGAGCACUUAUCAUAUCAUCUUUCCAUUGCUUUUCGCAAAUGUACUAGAACUACUGCAAAUCAAACUCUCAUUUAUGCUUAUUUAAGUUAUCAUCAUCUGUCACCUUCAGAUCAUGUCUUCCUUACUAGCUUAUCAUCAACCAAAAUUUCUAAACUGUGGAAGAAGCACUGGUUCAUCCAGGUAUUCACAAUUAAGGUAGGAUCGGAUGGAGCUAUUGAUCAUCUCAAAGCGAGAUUGGUUGUUAAGGGAUACACUCAGAUUUAUGACAUCGAUUAUGGAGAUACUUUUUCACCAGUUGCCAAGAUGGCUUCUUUCCGUCUUCUUAUCUCUAUGGCAGCAAUAAAUCAUUGGCCCCUUUUUCAACUGGACAUAAAAAAUGCAUUCCUACAUAGAGAACUUGUUGAAGAGGUAUAUAUGGAGCAACCACUUGGGUUUGUUGCUUAG